Molecule: messenger RNA, 1188 nt
Organism: Daldinia caldariorum
Lineage: Eukaryota; Fungi; Ascomycota; Sordariomycetes; Xylariales; Hypoxylaceae
Product: cyclin-like protein
Exons: 2
Coding region: 117-1175 (352 amino acids)
Biological process (GO): regulation of transcription by RNA polymerase II; regulation of cyclin-dependent protein serine/threonine kinase activity
Cellular component (GO): nucleus; transcription factor TFIIK complex
Molecular function (GO): cyclin-dependent protein serine/threonine kinase regulator activity
Source: RefSeq, a predicted model, not a curated record
CGCAGCACUUCGCGUCUAAUAUCGUGGGCUACGCUGUUGCAUUCACGCGCAUCGACUUGUCCUGACAGCAUUCUCGGCGACAUUUCCUAUUGCGAUACCAACUUCCGCCGCAAACAAUGGCGACCGAAGAUGCUCGAUACAGACAGUCGAGUCAAUAUCGGCUGUGGUCUUUCACCCCAUCGCACCUCACUACCCUUCGCGAGAAGACAAACACCCUUGCGCGAACUCACAUUUCUAAUCGUUUGCGCGCUUCUGACCCGCCGGUAGACCCUUUACCUAACUUUCUAACUUCCGAGGAAGAAUACAUGAUCUUGAAUCACUUUACUCUCGAGCUUCUGCGCGCCGCCCCAUACUGCCAACUCCCGACCGACAUCCAGGCGACCGCCGCUAUCUUCUUACGCCGCUUUUAUCUCACAAAUAGCGUGAUGACCUACCCGCCACAGGAGCUUAUCAAGACUUGCAUAUUCUUCGGUUGCAAGGCCGAGGGUUACUUUAUCCGUGUACAAAAGAUUGCGGAUAUUUUCCCCAAUACCACGGGCGAGAUGAUUUUGGCCGCGGAGUACGUCUUGUGCCAGGGCAUACGCUUCGCAUUUGAUGUGAGGCAUCCGUUCCGCGCCUUGGAAGGAACUGUCAUGGAACUUAGAAGGCUGGGCGAUUUUGACGAUGAUAGGAUAAACCGCGCUCACAAGAGAACGAGAGAUAUCCUGAAGUUUAGUCCACUGGUUACCGAUGCCUAUUUUCACUACACACCAAGCCAGAUAAUGUAUGCCGCGUUGGCGAUUGCUGAUGAGGAACUCGUGCAGCGUAUGCUUCGCGAGGCAUUCGCCGCGGAAAGCGAAGAGGCUAGAGCUAAAGUCUGGAGCGUAAUACGUACUUGCAAAGAAAUGCUGGAGAAAGAACCUCCGGAGAAGAUGACCAGCUAUUGGACUGAUCCGGAAAGCACCAAAGCCAUCAAGGCUUUGCGGAGGAAGCUCGCCAAGUGCAGAGAUCCCGACAGAGUCGAUUUAGUCGCCCUGCAGAAGGCACGAAGGGAGGAGGCUUCUCAAAAGCCAAAGCCUAAGAUCGCCUCCGAUACUGACGAGAAGGUAUUCGGGAACGGAACCGGCGACGGGCGAGAGACGAAGAGACGAAAAGUUGCUGCAGAGGGAGCCGAUCCUUUUGGGCCCCCCUUGUGAAAAUCGCCACAGG